CACGCACUUCCGGUUUCUGCACGUUGCCUCUUCCUCACCACCAGCAAGCGUCUGCUGAGCUGUAAAACAGAAAAUUAUCAUCAUGCCGAAAGCCAAGAAGUCAUCGAAGAGAAAGAAGUUUGAUUACACUCAAGACCGGAAGAAGAUGAAGAAACAGUUCAUGAAGAAAUACAAACCGAGGAUAGAAAAUUCACAGAUCCGAAAUGCGUGGGACGACAAGAAGUCCACGGCCAGGAACCUGCAGGAGAUGGGUCUGGCUUUCGAUCCAAACCGCACGCUGCCAAUAAAGAAAGCGCGGCUCCUCGGUGAAGAGAGGGAGACCAAAGCAUCUGUCGGCACCGUGACCAAGCCCUACGUUCUCAAUCAGCUGGAGGAGGAGGCCAGCCGUCCAGAGAAAGACUCGAAGACGCUAUCCUCCGACCUGAUCGAGUACGCUCAGUACAUGAUCCGAGAACACAACGACAACUUCAAGGCGAUGGCCAGGGAUGAGAAGAACUAUUACCAAGACACACCCAAACAGAUCAAGAGGAAAAUAAACGAGUAUAAGCGCUGCCACCCGGAGCACUAUAAUGCCUUCAUCAACUCACUAGCUGCUCCACAGCCGACGGUCCAGUAGAGGGAUUGUCCACCAGUUUCUGGACUUUAUAUGAUUCUCUGUAUCAGGAUCUCAUUCUGGAAAGACUGUCAGCAGUGCAAACAGGACAGAAGUCCAGUGUGAGGACAGCAGAUCCACCACCAAUAAUCGUAAUAACCAACAGUGACAGGAAGUGGAGAUGUCCUGGAGCGCUGAGAGACGAGCACUACUUCUGUGUCUUGUUAAGGAACUCUCUGCUAGUUUCCUUCCUGUCAAGAUUUCCUGUUUUUAUUUUUCCUCAUUUUGUUUGUUGUUGUUGUUGUUGAUCUCAUCUGUGUAUCCUGUGUUCUGACUAUCAAACGUGAUUAACUGAGAUGUAUUUUUAAUGUAUCAUUUAAAUACCUUGAAGCUCA
Epinephelus lanceolatus (giant grouper) is the source of this 987-nucleotide messenger RNA. It is a transcript of the gene nop16, whose product is annotated as NOP16 nucleolar protein homolog (yeast). Lineage: Eukaryota; Metazoa; Chordata; Actinopteri; Perciformes; Serranidae. The record is from RefSeq and is a predicted model, not a curated record. Gene Ontology annotation, biological process: ribosomal large subunit biogenesis. Gene Ontology annotation, cellular component: nucleolus.